AAGCCCAUCGAUCUCUCUGAUGAACGACCUGUCGAUUUCGCCUACUACAGCCACUGGCUAUACACGAAGCGAAUCAUAUACAAAGACGAUACUUCCACUUCAUCACGGCGCUUAGCUCGCCUAUAUGUCCUUGGGGAGAAGCUCAUGGAUCAACAGUUCCAAGCCGCCAUCAUAGACGCCAUGAUUGAAUUCGUUGAGGAAAAAAGGCUGCUUCCAUCUAUGCACUGUAUCGAAAUCAUCUACAACGGAACUACUGCGGAGUCUCCUGCCCGGCGCCUCAUGGUUGACAUAUGG
Molecule: messenger RNA, 294 nt
Organism: Dothidotthia symphoricarpi CBS 119687
Lineage: Eukaryota; Fungi; Ascomycota; Dothideomycetes; Pleosporales; Dothidotthiaceae
Exons: 1
Source: RefSeq, a predicted model, not a curated record